AGUUGUUUUGCACCCUUCACUUUUGCCUCACUUUACAUGGUAUCAGAGCCGAUUUCGCUAGUUCCUGAGAUAUCGUUGCCACCAGGGGUUUUGACUCCAUAACCACUGGCCUAGUAUCGGAGGUGAAGCCAUUGUAGAGGAGAUUUUGCCAGUUCCUAAGACAUCGCCGCCACCAGGGGUUUUGACUCCAUAACCACCGGCUCAAUAUCGAAGGGUGAUAAAAAUAUUCAAGACUAUUAUGCUGCUUUCGUGAGUCUGUGGACUGAAUAUGAGCAGGGGAUUAUGGGUGACCGUGAGGACUGUUGCUUACAGAGUUUACAAACUCUGAAUGAUGAAAGAAAAAGUGAUGCAAUUUUUGAUGAAGCUAAGACCUGAAUUUGAGCCGCUUCAUGCCAAUAUAUUAAACCGGGUAAAAUUGCCCUCUAUGGAUAAGUUAUUGGGAGCUCAGGUAAAAUUGCCCUCUAUGGAUAAGUUAUUGGGAGAGCUCCUUCGGGAGAAGACUAGACUUUCAACACAAGCCACGCUAGACAAAGGGGAAGCUGAAACUGCAUUUGUUGCUAGUAAAACCUUGGAAAGGACAUCGCAGAAGGAUUUUUCUAAGGUGCAAUGUUUUGAAUGUCGAGAAUUUGGCCAUGUUGCAUCUUGUUGCAAGAAGAAGAAUGCUUGUGUUUAUUGCAAACAAUCUGGACAUAUUAUUAUAGAUUAUCUUGAGCUGAAGCAAAAGGGGAUUAAUUCCAAGCAGAAAUCCAAUCAUCGAGUAUAUCAAGCAACUAGUUUUCCAUGCUCUGAAUCAAUUCCUACACUGUCAUCUGCAUCAUCUGCUACAAAUAAUCCUAGUUUUGUGGAAGGCAAAGAUUCACCUAUCUCAAAUGAAGUUCAAAAAUUGCUACAGAAUUCAGUAUCCUCAACUAUUACUUCUGCUUUUUCUGCUAUUGGUCUAUCUGGACCGUUGCACUUGGAUAGUGAAAGGGAAGGGGCGUAGGAUUGGUCACUUGUUUGCCUUGGAAUUUGACAAAGGACAUAGUGAUGCUGGUUUAUUUGUUUCUUCUAAUAAAGAUGUCUCUAGUUCUCAGAAUCUUUGGCACUUAUGGCAUCGUAGACUUGGUCAUCUCAAUGUGAAGAGAUUAGAUACAUUAUGUACUUCUGGUCUUUUGAAUAAUAAAACUUUGCCAUUGGAUUCCAUUGAUAAAUCUUGUAUUAGUUGUUCUUUGAGUAAAAGUGCAAACUUACC
This is a messenger RNA of Rubroshorea leprosula, 1231 nucleotides long. The record is from the annotation of a GenBank genome assembly. NCBI's taxonomy places the organism in Eukaryota, Viridiplantae, Streptophyta, Magnoliopsida, Malvales, Dipterocarpaceae.